Porites lobata is the source of this 905-nucleotide messenger RNA. Lineage: Eukaryota; Metazoa; Cnidaria; Anthozoa; Scleractinia; Poritidae. The record is from the annotation of a GenBank genome assembly.
AUGAAGCUGAUGAGUAAGCCACCUUUGAAACAAAGCACACUGAUUGAGGAAACUGCAGCAGCUGGCAAAGAUAUUCAUAGCAUUUUAAGGCUGCAAAGUCAGCAAAUUUUAGCACAACAGAAACAGAUUGAGUCUCUUGUUGCUGCUUUGAGUAGUAGGGAUGUGUCCUCUCGGGGUGGUGGUCAGCGGAGGUGUUGGGUGUGUGGUUCUGUGGAACAUCUGAGAAGAAAUUGUCCACAGAGAGCUGAAGGCACAAGGCCAGCAACCCCACCUGUUCAGUCGGGGACCCGGGCAGAGAAUUUAAACUAGUUGGGCCCACUGAAGGGAGCCAUGUCGUGGGUGAACAUUCAACUUACGGAGACUCAAUCACUGAGAACGCUGUAGGGAACUGCCCAGAGGUGAAGGUUAAGUUGGGAGGUGUGGAUGUUGGAUGUCUGAUUUAUACUGGUGCUGAGGUGUCGACUAUAACUGAAAGUUUUUACAAGGAGUUCGUGGACUUUGCAGAGUCAAGUCCACGAAAGUUAGCUCAGAGCAGUGAAGUCGUCGUUCUUCAUCCAUUGCAGAUGUAUAAAUUACCAAUUAUGAGUCAAGAGACUGUAGCAGAGAUAGUGAACGAUAAAGGACAUGUGCGUCUAGUCGGAUCAGGCUCAAUCCUAGUCCAAGCCUGCAGUAUUAGAGUAUUAGAAGGAUCUGUAAAACCAGCUGAGGGUUUCCCAGCUAACCUAGCUGAGCUGCCCUGCGGAGUCACUGUUGGUGCAGCAAUUGUCACUGCUUAUAACAAUAAGAGAGUUUCCAUCUUAUUGGCUAAUUUUAGUCACAAAGAUGUUUACCUACACCCCUGGACCCCGGUUGCUGCUAUAUCAACUUUUCAUGAGACCAACCUUACAGUUUGUACGUGUAGGUGA